Aphanomyces astaci is the source of this 3942-nucleotide messenger RNA. RefSeq lists its product as hypothetical. The transcript is spliced from 4 exons. NCBI's taxonomy places the organism in Eukaryota, Oomycota, Saprolegniomycetes, Saprolegniales, Verrucalvaceae. The coding region runs from base 94 to 3840 and encodes 1248 amino acids. The record is from RefSeq and is a predicted model, not a curated record.
CUGCAUGUGGCCACCGCCUCGGACGACGACGAUGCCCCAACCUACUUCUUGGACACGCCGUCGGCGAAGAGGCAAAAGACGACCCGACCUGCCAUGGACACGGCCCUGCCCACCCCUCGGCCAAAAGACCCCGCCCGCAAUAUGACGGACGAAGCGCCGAGAACUGUUCGACAUGUUUACAUGCACGAAAGCGGGGGAGCGUACAUGGCUCGCAAGGACGACGACAUGACCACAGAAACAACAACGUCGCAAGCUGCCAAUGAUUCAGCGAGGGAGUUUUUGGAGUCGUUUUGGAGUGCUCCACCGCAACCAGACCCCUAUGUAGCAGGACCUCCUCCUUCACGGCUGGACUGUGCACCACCACCAGCCCCGUCCUUGUCGGCAGCGUACUUUGUUGGCUUGCCAGCCGCCAUUGAUGAAACAAAAGAACCGGGACUGCUGCCCACUCCGCGACAUACCGCCCCCGACCCUCGGCGUAGCUCCCCUGCCUUCACGUCCGUGCCUACGCAUGACGAUGGACGUUGGACGGGGCUAGAAACCCGACCUCGCUCGUCCACGCGGUUUCACACCCCAUCGGUCUCCCCCCAACCUCGUGAAACGACCAAACCAGCUGACCCGCGAAUUAAGCCAGCCGAUCCUCGGUCACAGCCAGUAGUCCCUGGCACAGCCAAGCUACCUGACCUCCGGCUACGACUGGCACGCCCACUCAACAGCUCCAUCAACCCGCGAAGUAGCUCUAGAGAAACGUCUCUUCCACGGAACAAACGCACACCUAAAGCGAUGUCGCCCCCACUUUGUGCGAUUCAGACUACUCCACAGGUUGAAUCACUCAAGCCUCGCGACCCGCGGAUAAAAGCAGCUCCAAUCGUACAUAGCACCACUGCCGCUCGAACGCCUGCGGCCGCUCCUGUCGGUGUGACUACGGCUGCACCCAGAGACCCUCGACGUCUAGCCCAGGUGCAACUCGAACUGAAGCCUUCAGGUUCGGCCCCGCUAAGUCCACUUGAAUCGCUGGUGGUCACUCCCCAGGUCGAGCCAGCUGUACCUCGUGAUCCGCGGGUAAAGGCAUUUGCCCAUACCUCCACUCCCGUCCAUGAUCGAACCCAUGUUGCAGCUGCUGUGGCUACGGCCACGGCUCCACCAAGAGAUCCUCGGCUUGUAGCCCAGGCUGCGCCACGAGAUCCUCGACUUGUAGCCCAGGUGGCAACUCCCCAGGUCGAGCCAGCUAUUCCCCGUGAUCCGCGGGUAAAAGCGGCUACAGUUGUCCACAACUCCACUCCCAUGGAUGAUGGAACGAUUGGUGAAGCUGCUAUAGCUACGGCUACACCAAGAGACUCUCGACGUGUAGCCCAGGAAGCAACUCCCCAGGUCGAUCCAACGACGUCUCGUGACCCGCGGGUAAAGGCGGCUACAGCUGUCCACAGCACCCUUCAUGUGCAAGAUCGCUCUCUUGCUGCAGCGCCAGCUGCUGUGGCUACCCAGGUCGGACCAACCAAGCCAAUGGACCCGCGGGUGAAGGCCGCGGCAAAUACUGCUCUUAGCUCCCUUCCUGUACAAGGCCAUAGUAUUACUGCACCUCCAGUUGCUACGACUACACCAAGGGACCCUCGACUUGUAGCCCAAGCACAACGUGAACUCACGCCAGCACAGUCGUCCCCACUUCGUCCAAGUGUAUCGCAGGUGGAAACUGUCGAAGCAACCCAGCCAAGAGACCCACGUGCGAAGGCGGUUGCAGUUGUCGAUAGCUCCACUAUUCUGGAAUCUCGAACGGUUGCUGCAGGUCCGCAGGCUGUGGCUACAACGGCUACAUCAAGGGACCCCCGCCUUUUAGCCGAGGAACAACAUGAACCAAAGCCGUCAGAUUCAUCGCCUCUCAGUCAACAAGUUGAAAGUCCCCAACCAGCCGAGCCAACCAAAGCAAUCGACCCACGGGUAAAGCCGGCUAUACUUGUCCAUAGCACCCCUCCUGUAGGCCAAGAUCGAACAGCUAAGGCUACACCAAACGACCCGCGACUUCUAGCCCCCCGUGCACAAGAUGACCUGAAGCCGUCAUUCGAAGCGAAGGGGGCAACUACCCUGUCUGAGCUAUCCAAACCACCGGUUGACCCUCGGGUGAAGAAGGCUACAGUCGUCCCUCCCGUGGGAAAGCUAGGUUCAAGCUCGCCUUCUGCUGUGGCUAAAUCCAGCUACUCAACUCAUGAGACCCAAACACAGCAAGAACUGAAGCCAUCAAAUUCGUCGCCACUACUUCGUCCUAGUCAGUUUGAAGGAUCAUUGACAACUGCCCGGCUAACCGAGCCAGCAAAGCCACUCGACCCACGUGUGAACUCUGUUUCAAAUGUCCAUAGCACCCUUCCUGAAGAAGCUCAAACUAUUGCAGCAGCCCCAGUUGCUGUAGUCACACCCAGAGACCCUCGACUUCGAGCAGCCCAAGCACCAAACGAGCAGACACCUACUGAGUCGUCCCCACUUUGUCCACAUCCUUUUGACAAGCCAUCAACAGCACUGGUUGUCCAAAGCUCGACUCCCGCAAAAGCUCCAACAAUUGCUGAUCCCAUAGCUGAGGCACGAAAUGGCUCGACCCUUGAGGCCCACGCAGAUUUGAAAUCGUCGCCACGUCAUCCAAUUCAAUCGGAAGAAGGGCCGGUGGCCACUCACCACGUCGAGCCUGUCGACGCUACAGACAGGCAGAUGAUGACCCCGGCUACACUUGUCAGCAGCCCCCUUCCUGACGAAAAUCGAGCUCCAGUUGAUGUGGUCACGGCUACACCGCUUGUAGCACAAGAUUAUGAACUAACAUCUGAUCAAACGCUUGCUGAAGGACUAGUAGCGGCCGCUACGGUUCCACCAAGUGAUCUUGCAUCAACCUUUCAAGCCCAGACACAUGACGAAAUGAACAACUCGGCAGAGUCGUCGCCCUCACGUGGUCUUCACCUUGAAACGAAGUUGGCAACUCCCACGCCAAUCAAUGCACAUGAUCCACGGGUGACGCCGCCUUCAGCUUCAAUCGGCUAUACCUCCCUUUCUGCCGACACUCAAACGAGUCCAGUUGAUACAAGUGAGUCGCUUCGACUGGCACCCCACGAAGUACAGUCUGCAGACGAAGAAGGGAAGCCAUCGCAGUCGUCCCAGCUACAAAGUCCGUGUGAAGUGGCGACACUGCCCCCCGAGCCAACCAAUCUGCUAGACAGACUGCCGAUUGCUUCCGCACCCUUUGACCCUCGAAACAGACUUCUACCUGCUACAGCAGUUGCUGCUUCUUUCCCGCGUACGAAUCAGUUGAUCUUGGAUACCUCUGCGCCUGUAGGCGUGCCAAGUCCAGAUGUAGGGGAUACGACCACCACACAAAGUGAUGUCCUUCAACACCAGCGACACCCUUUGGCACUUGGUCUCAUCAAGUGUGAACUGCCUGACGUGGCACGAGCACAGGGAGUUGCCCAAAACCCUCCUCGUGACCAUGGGAUGUCGCCGGCUACAACUACAGCCCAUUUGGCUAGUGCCUCAGCUGCGAUUGUAGGCCAUACCCCCGACGAUGGCGCCUCAGACAAUGACACGGAACUACCACCGUUGAAACGACGCGCGCCGUCGCCCAGUUUAAAGUGCGAGGUGAUCGCGCCCACGAUGCCCCGUCCUGCGGUAUUUGAGCUAGAGGACUCGGACGAUGACGACCUGCAGAUCGUGCAAGUCGUGGCGCCGUCGGGGAAGAAGCGGCGCUUGAGUAGAAGCACUGCCGCGAUCGAUCUGACAUUCGACUCGGACGACUCGGACGCCCAACCUAUCACCUCUGUCCUUCCCCGACGAGGCUUUCACUCUGACGCGCAAGUUGUCGACUUGACGUAAACAACGUCGCCCACGAUAUCAUGCUUGCUGUAUAGUGUAAACACUAUUUAAUACAGGAACCACACAGUAGUAUACCGUCUUUUGAUGGAAAUACAUGGUGAA